ACAACAUUAGCGUAUACACUAUAUACACACUACACAGUCCUGUUUGUAGUUCGAGAAGUUUAAGUAGAAGCAACCAAAAAAUGAGUUUUUCAUCAGGUUACCCGAAUCAACAGAGAAUACCCACUGUUGUUCCCGCUCAGACUUAUGACCCUUCUGUAGAUGCCGAAGCCAUCAAGGUUGCAAUGGAAAGUUGCCUAAUUAACGAUGUCGCUAUCACCAGAGUCCUUUCCACUAGGUCCAGAGAACAAAGAUUCCAUAUUGCAGUACAGUUCAAAGCUCUAUAUGGAAAGGAUUUGAUCGAACGUUUUGAAAAAAAGUUGUCCGGCAAUUUCAAGAAAUCGGUGAUAGCCUUGAUGACUCCGCUGCCAGAUUUCCAUGCCAAAGAACUGCGUGAUGCCAUUACUGGAGCCACUACGGACGAAGACGCCCUCGUAGAAGUCCUUGGCACCAUGUCGAACCAGGAAAUCAUGGCAAUACGACAGGCGUAUCACGCUCUUUAUCACAGUAACCUGGAGCGUGACAUCAAAGAUGACACCAGCGGCAUCUUCAAACGCCUUAUGGUCUCGCUUUGCAGAGCUUGCAGAGACGAAAACACGCCCGCCAAUCAGGAACAAGCUGAAGAGGACGCGCAGACGCUCUACGAUGCCGGAGAGGGACGCAUAGGCACCGACGAAUCCACCUUCAUCAGGAUCUUUUCCCAUCGCAGCUUUGCACAGUUGCAAUUGAUCUUCAAGGAGUACGAACGAAUCUCAGGACACGGCAUCGAGCAGGCCAUCAAGAAUGAGUAUUCUGGGGAUUCCGAGCAAGGAUUCUUGGCACUUGUGCAAUCCAUAAAGAAUCAGCCGCUGUUUUUCGCGAAGAUGUUGAAUAAGAGCAUGAAGGGACUAGGAACAAAUGAUAGGCAGUUGAUAAGGUUGAUGACGUCUAGAUGUGAGAUUGAUAUGGAAGACAUCGCGAGAGAGUAUCAAGCGAAAUAUGGCGAGCCUUUGUUAGAUGCGAUCGCAGGGGACUGUUCAGGAGAUUACAGAAGGUGCUUGGAAGCUCUCAUUCGAGGUCCUUGUUAGCUUUUAUUCAAUACAGCCAUACAUGUGCAACGCCGCAAAUAUUUUUACUACAUAUAUUCUAUAUUUCAAGAUAUUGUGAUAUAUUAAUCUAUAAAACAUUCGUUUUUACAUUGCGAGAAUUUCAUCAUUCCGCUGAUU
Molecule: messenger RNA, 1202 nt
Organism: Phaedon cochleariae (mustard beetle)
Lineage: Eukaryota; Metazoa; Arthropoda; Insecta; Coleoptera; Chrysomelidae
Source: the annotation of a GenBank genome assembly